This is a messenger RNA of Linnemannia hyalina, 177 nucleotides long. The record is from the annotation of a GenBank genome assembly. Lineage: Eukaryota; Fungi; Mortierellomycota; Mortierellomycetes; Mortierellales; Mortierellaceae.
AUGAGCGACCAAAGAAAGUUCGGAAUCGACAGAGAAAUUGCCGCAAAGCUUGCCUCCAAGUACGAUGUUGGUCGAGAAGUAGAGGCACGGCAAUGGAUUGAGACUGUUGUUGGCGAGCCCUUCCCAUAUGAAGGGUUCCAGCAGUCGCUCAAGGACGGAGUCAUCCUCUGCAAGUGA